Colletotrichum truncatum is the source of this 2094-nucleotide messenger RNA. Its product is annotated as C2H2 transcription factor. Gene Ontology annotation, biological process: regulation of transcription by RNA polymerase II. NCBI's taxonomy places the organism in Eukaryota, Fungi, Ascomycota, Sordariomycetes, Glomerellales, Glomerellaceae. The record is from RefSeq and is a predicted model, not a curated record. Gene Ontology annotation, molecular function: RNA polymerase II cis-regulatory region sequence-specific DNA binding; DNA-binding transcription factor activity, RNA polymerase II-specific.
AUGGCCGCCGCUUUCAGGCCAGUAAACUCGCCUCUGCCUGUAGAGGUCAAGGUGGACAGCAGGAUGAUCACUACACCCACCACCCCCAGGAUAAACACAGCACCGCACCCUAACGCUUCGCAACCUUUGCCGGAGGAUGUAAAGACCCCGACAAAAGCAACGUUCGGGGGUGUAGGCAGCAGUGGUAACAGCGGCUUAGCGUCGCAAAAACCUUUACCAAGCUCACCAUUUCCCCAGGCCGUUCAGGUUCCUGAGAGUGCUGAAAAGGCAAAAACACCUACCAGAGCAAAUUCGCAGCAUUCGAGAAAGUCAAGAGACUCUGAAGACGUGGACAUGGACGAGUCAGACGGCGAGGGUGCCGGAGAGGAUGGAGCAGGGUCAGACGACGACAGCGUGAACGCCGACGGCACCAGGUCGAACAAGAAGAAGAAGUCUCAACGAUUCUACUGCACAGACUAUCCGCCCUGCAACUUGAGCUUCACGCGGAGUGAGCAUUUGGCGAGACACAUUCGAAAACACACAGGCGAGAGACCAUUCCAGUGUCACUGUUCCCGACGGUUCUCCCGGCUCGAUAACCUGCGACAGCACGCACAGACGGUGCACGUCAACGAGGACAUUCCGAUCGAUUCCCUAGCGGCCACUGGCGCCAGAUUCCAAAGACAAAUGCGCACAGAGCGGGUACGUCAACAGGGCGGUAGAGCUCGCGCGUCAACGGCUGGAAGUGCCUCUGGCCCGGUCAGAGGACACUCAAAGUCUCUAUCGACGUCCAGCAUUGCCAGCGUCGGCUCCAUCUCCUCCGCCUUUGGUAUUCGGGACGAUAUUCGUAGGCGUCCCCCACCUCUCGUCAUGGCUGACCCCCGCUCGCGCUUGUCUCUGGAGUCGUACCGGAACGACGGCCCAUAUGGAUAUCGCCCGGCAUCGCCGACUGAAUACGGCACACCGACGUCAGCAACCUUUUCAACCGGUCAAAGCAGUCCACGAUGGGGUUCUGGUGUUGCAUCCCCAACCACAUCUCAUUCUCGCUCACAGAGCAUGUAUUCGUCUGGUUCAAGGACCCCUGGACGCCGGCUCAGCGUACCGUCCGGUGCAAACCCUUUCCAAUCGCCUCAUGGAGGCCCGGUCAACAGACUUGUGUAUGGUGCCCCUGUUAACACCUCCAACAAUGGGACAUUCUCUCCAGCCGCGAGCAGUCACCUGGCAUCUCCCACGACUCCUACCUCUGGUUGGUCAGGUAGGCGUGAUUCGACAUCAUCCGCAGCGGACGAAGCAUGGCGUCGCCGCACCUGGCACCCUGAUACCAGGAACUUCAAUACCAACACUAGCCAUCUUAGCAACGUCUUGACACCAAGUCAAAUUCAGCCAAACCCCGCACCACCCAUUGCCAACGCACCAAACCCGCAGCAAACCCUUCGGUUGCCUGGUAUUGAGUCGUUCGAUCCCCUUCCGUCGCGACAAAUCUCGCCGCCCAGGCGUAUUCCGUCCCCAAUGAUGGUCGACUCGGAGGCCGCUCACCCGCCGGCUCUUCUUCCCAGCACUGAUGCUGCUGCUGUUGAAGAUCGGAGGAACGUUUCGCAGUGGGAUAUGGGGCUUCACCGAGGCUUGACUAGAUUGGAUAUAACCUCUAACACAACUCCCCCUCGCGAUAGUGCAGGCGCGUGGGCGAACGAGGCAAAUCAGGCCGUGCAGGCUCAGGCGGAGCAGGUCAGGUUGAACCCGCCGACUGUUCGAUUCGAAGUGGAUCCGCCUUCGUAUUCCCACUCAAGCGCCUUUAGCCGUAACCACCAGCACACAAUGUCCGCCCCGUCUAUUGCUUCUAGAGACUCCAAAAGGCACGGUUGGUAUCAUGGGCCUAGUGCAAGUCACGUUCAUGGACCUCGACCCGAGGCACCUGGCCACGAUCCUCGCGGUCCGCACGUUAACCGGAUGGUCCACCCGAAUAUUAACGCCUUUCCCGGCUUUCCCGCUCGUCAGGCCGAACCGCAGCCGACCCAACAGCAGCAACCAGGCCGUGGACCCAACCCCGACCCUCUGAGGCGCCUUGAAGCCCUGGUUGCAGUUGCAACAAGCGAGGGCACUACCGCAACCGCCUACUAA